Molecule: messenger RNA, 1432 nt
Organism: Diatraea saccharalis (sugarcane borer)
Lineage: Eukaryota; Metazoa; Arthropoda; Insecta; Lepidoptera; Crambidae
Source: the annotation of a GenBank genome assembly
CAUUUAAAAAAAAAGAAACAGUCGGCCACGCUUGCUGCGGAAAUCGUUUCACGUUUUGGGGAUUAAUUCCCCUUUGUUUCGUUCCAAUAUUGCUGUAACUACUUCAUUACCAACCAAAGCAAAACAUAUUACAAAUUCAAAAUUCGCAAUGGCUGAUUUAGACGAUUUCUUUGCAAAGAAAGAUCGCAAAAAGUCUAAGGCAGUUAAGAAGUUUGCCACCUCUGAUGAAUUAUCGAAGAAAUUAGAUGAUCCAAAACAGAAGUCAGAUGUACGACCUAAAAAAGAGAGGCCAGUUCAAGAAGGAGAUGAAGCCGGCAAAGCUGGGGAAGAGGAAGAAUGGAAAGAGUAUGAGGAACCAGUAAAGGACUACACGGGGCUCAAGAUUCAAGUGCUCCAAGGUGGAAAUGGAACGCCCGAGUCUGGGCGUGACCCUGCUAUGGAAGAUUCUGCACCAGAUGGCAGCGGAAAGCCAAAGGGGCCCUGGAAGAAACCUGUUGAAGUGGAGCAGCCACCGCCACCUCCGCCAGUAGAGGAACCGAAGCCCCGAGACAACAAGCCCGCUGCUUACGUGCCGCCCACACAGCGCGGCCGUCCACAGGAAGCACCCUUGCGUCGUAACCAGGCCAAGCACGCGCCCGACAUUCACAACGACGAUACUUUCCCCGUGCUGGGAGCAGGAGGCAAACGAGGCGGCUGGAGCACUGCCGGGACUGGGGCGCCGACCCCCGCGCCCACGCGCCAUCCCCUCGCACUAGGGAACCGCUUCACCUCGCUACAGGACGACAGCUAGCCAGGUGGCAGAAAUCAGUUCUGCUCAAAGCAGAUGUAAAGUGAAGUGUCAAUAUGGACUUGUAAGCAAAGCCUGGGCAUAGCAUAUACACAUUCACAUUCUAUAAACGUCAAGUAAAAUAGAACAACAGUGCAUUAUUCAUCGAAUGGUAACAUUCUGUUGCCGUUAAAUAGCAAAACCGACGAAAUAAGACAGUUGCUAUAUAUUGGAAAUACAUUGUUCAAAAUUCAAAUCUUAGUGCAAUACAGUGUAUUCUAGAAAGCUUGGCCGGUAAUGUUUUUAUUUUUAUAGCUGUUUUAAAAGGAGAUUUUUAAACAUAAAUUUGUAGACAAUAAAACGAUGGCCUGUAAUGAAAGGCAUUUGAAAAAAAAAUGAUAACACCGUCGUAUUUUACUGUUAACGUUUAAAACGACAUGUGUUAUAAUGUAAAAGAAAAUUAAAGCAACUGUCUGUAAAGUGUAUAAAUAAAAAUAGGGCGUGUGAGAUGCAACAUUUGUUAUUUUUUAUGUUUAUAUUGAAAAAAAUCUAAUAGCAAUGUCUUUGAAUGAGUGGUAUGGGACAUUUAGGAAAAAAUAUGAUUAAUAAACAAUAUAAUGUGAAACUGAUGAUUAAAAUGUAAAGCGUGAACACAUGUUGUAAUAU